Knipowitschia caucasica is the source of this 486-nucleotide messenger RNA. NCBI's taxonomy places the organism in Eukaryota, Metazoa, Chordata, Actinopteri, Gobiiformes, Gobiidae. The record is from the annotation of a GenBank genome assembly.
AUGGAGGAGGUGAUGGAGGAGGCGAUGGAGGAGGGGAUGGAGGAGGUGAUGGAGGAGGGGAUGGAGGAGGUGAUGGAGGAGGUGAUGGAGGAGGGGAUGGAGGAGGUGAUGGAGGAGGGUGAUGGAGGAGGCGAUGGAGGAGGGGAUGGAGGAGGUGAUGGAGGAGGUGAUGGAGGAGGGGAUGGAGGAGGGGAUGGAGGAGGUGAUGAGGAGGUGAUGGAGGAGGUGAUGGAGGAGGCGAUGGAGGAGGGGAUGGAGGAGGUGAUGGAGGAGGGGAUGGAGGAGGUGAUGGAGGAGGUGAUGGAGGAGGUGAUGGAGGAGGUGAUGGAGGAGGUGAAGGAGGAGGUGAUGGAGGAGGUGAUGGAGGAGGUGAUGGAGGAGGUGAUGGAGGAGGUGAUGGGGGAGGUGAUGGAGGACGUGAUGGAGGAGGUGAUGGAGGAGGUGAUGGAGGAGGUGAUGGAGGAGGUGAUGGAGGAGGUGAGGUGA